Messenger RNA from Anopheles darlingi, 3081 nucleotides. RefSeq lists its product as uncharacterized. The record is from RefSeq and is a predicted model, not a curated record. The coding region runs from base 273 to 2600 and encodes 775 amino acids. NCBI's taxonomy places the organism in Eukaryota, Metazoa, Arthropoda, Insecta, Diptera, Culicidae. The transcript is spliced from 3 exons.
UCGGGGGGGUUCCGUGGUUGUUCCGUGGUACCAUCUCUUCAUCUUCAUUCUGCGUUUGCGUUCUGCCACACCACGUACGGUUUACGGCCAUAGUCAUACAAAAUCCGCGGACCUGCGCCAACGCGUUAAAACCGUUAGGGCCCCUAGCUGGCCAAGCUGGGUGCUGAUUAUAGAAGCGAGCAAGGAAGUAACAGUGCAUCAAGCAAACGAGGCUCGGGGUCUGACUCAGAGUGUGCGUGCGUGCGAGUGGUUCCCGGGCGGGCUCGAGACCGAUGGAGCAGCUCGUACAGUGCAUCGUCGGGCUGGCGUACGCGUCGGCCGGGCUGAUGUACGGGUAUCUGCUGGUGCUGCCGCUUGCAUCCGACACCAGCGUCGCCUGUCUGUACGAUGAAACGCUCUACUGGCCGCACAUUAUCAUCAUCAUCGCGAUGAUCAUCACCGUGCUGGUGACGAAUGGGCUCAAGCUGAACAACGGCAAGACGCAGUUCGUCCAUCUGUACCUGCUGCUGGCCGGGGCAUUCUUUUCCCUGGCCGCCGGGCUCGUCUUCCUGCUUGCUGCAGAUGUGGUACCGGCCAUCUAUCUGGGCGCGGUCUCGAUCGGUUUAACGCUGGUGCCCGGCCUGAGCUACCUGCACAUACGCUGUACGGGGCGGUUCCGCGUGACCUACAUGUCGCUGUGCACCUUCUGGUAUCUCGUUGGUAUUGCCUCGAGCGCUACCAUCUCCGCGAUGGCGUUUGACGGUGAGAACCGUCUCGAUGGUACGCAACAGCAGGAACAACGGGAACAGUUCCACCAGAACGUAGCGAUCGCCCUGCUGGCUAGCAGCGCGUUCACGAUCGUGCUGCUGGCGGUGGUCGAGAUGCUGCAGCGCGAAGCGAUCGUCGACUACAAGCGUCCGCUCGAUCUCGAUACCGCGAUCGCCCACGAUAGCGGGAAGCUGGUGGCCCGCGGUCUUCACCGUUCCACCGACUCGUUCGCUUACUUCGGCCGACCGCAGCAGCAGGAUCGGGACUCGACCGCCACCGGCCACCACUUCGGUGACAACCGGUACCGGCCGCUGUGGACGGUUUACUCGAUCGCGACCAAGCUCGUUGGGCUGCUGGCCUUCUACUGGGUCCUGCUGUUCCUCGGUUUCCAGGCCAGCAUCAACCUGUUCGAGCAACCGAACGCCUGGUACUGUGUGUUUUGGUUUAUGGCGGCCGGCGCCCUGGUCAGUACGGUCGCCAGCCCGCUCCUACCGCCGAAGGUACUGUUCCUGCUCUCGUCAGCACUGUACGUGAUCGGGCUGGUCCUGUGCGUCGCUUUCUACGCGUCCGAUCAGUCCGAUCUGCACUUCGGCAUCGCCAAGCUGCUGUACUUUGCGUUCGUCGGCUGUACGCUCCCGCUGCCGUCGAUCAACAUCCUCGAGCUGGCACCGUUCAACUACAACGAGACGAUGCUGGCCUUCGGGACGGUGCUCGAGCUGCUCGGUGUUGCCCUGCUGCAGUACUUCGGCAGUCUCGAUGGUACGCUGUUCGGUAUGGAGGCGGUCGGGCCGCUCGGUAUCGAUGUGCGACCGAUCGAAUCGCACAAGGGUGUGAUUGCGUCGCACUACAUCACGGCGAUCGUGCUCGGGUUGGUGCUGGCCCUGCUCGUCCUCUGGCACAUGCCCGGCACCCAGUGGAAGACGCUGCCCGCGAUCGAGCGCAAGAUUGGCGGGAUGCGCUCGUACUUUGCGUUCAGCCGGAAGGAUCUGCUAGCGCCGCCCGCCGGUGGUACGCUCGAUACGCCCGGCUAUCUAACCACGAACGGUGGUCACGUCAACCGGGGUGUGGUGGAUGGAUCGAACCCGGUGUACACCGGUGCCGGCAAUGGGCUCAGUAGCAGUGGCGGCCGGCUCCGGGCCGACGAGCUCCGGUACACGGCGUACGGUACGGGAGCGGAUUCGCACACGUCGUACGCCGGUUCGUACGAUAGCCACAGUGGCCCGAGCACUGGCCCCUUCCAGGACUUUGAGCUGCAUGCCGAUGGUCCGGCGCAACAGUUGGCGCGGACCGGCAACACCGGGCUGGAGAGCGGUGGCACUCCGCUAGCGGCCGCCAUGUACAACACGCACCAUUCGUUGCCGAGUCAGCAGAAAAUGAAUAACAUCAACGCAGGCCUCCGGUACGCCAAACAGCAGCAGCAGCAGCAGCACCUGCCAUCUGCGGACCACGCUACCGAGCUGGAAGGUUACCUCGUCGAGCGAGGACAGAUCCUGCAACCGCGCGCACUGCUCGCACGCGACGGUUCGCACGCCGGCAGUCACUCGAGCCUUCGGCCUAGGGAGCUGCAGGACGCACCGACACCGCCACCGAUGCCACCGGCCGGCUAUCUCACCAAGUCGUUGCCGCGCGUCAAGGCGGUCCGGCAGUCGCGCAUCCCGCCGCUGAUACCGAAACCGGAGCGGGAGGAGGAGGUGGUGAUACCGGGCGUCGAGUACCUGCCGAACCUGGUGCCGAGCCAGUUCCUGCGCCAGUCCGUCCAAACCGGCACCAACAUCUUCCUGGCGACAGCGACGGCCGGCGGCUACCGCUCGCCGACGCGUUCCCCGUAUGACCAAAGGGACCAGGACCAGUGACACCCAGUACCCUUCAUUCACCCUCCCUCCUUCCCCUUUUCUUCCUCAUUUUCUCCACCUUCCAAAGUACAGUGACCAGAGCAGGCGUAAACCAUUUCAACCACCUGAACGUGAGCAGUUGCAUGUUGCAGCCUGUCUUUGUGGAUGUCCCAAGCAAAGGGGGCAUCUGUUCGCAUUCCACAAUAUAGUGCCCCAGUAAAAUUGGUUUUCCGAAAAUCAUCAUCGAGUUGUUUGUAUUGUUCUGUUGCUGCUUUUUUGGGUGCUUUGUUUUUACUGUUACCGUACUGUUUAAAAACUGUUGGACAAAAAGUGGGCCGCAUAUUUGUGUCGCAGUAGCAGUAGUUCAGCUGUUAUUAUACGCGGUCUGUCGCAAAGUAAACAGGAUUUUUCCAAAAAAAGGGACAUUUCUGGUGGGUAUAUGUGUUUGAAAGAUAAAUCCUUUCCUGAUUUUCUGCUAAAAUGUGAAGCCAUACGCUUGUUG